Protobothrops mucrosquamatus (brown spotted pit viper) is the source of this 1145-nucleotide messenger RNA. It is a transcript of the gene LSMEM2, whose product is annotated as leucine rich single-pass membrane protein 2. The coding region runs from base 67 to 606 and encodes 179 amino acids. The record is from RefSeq and is a predicted model, not a curated record. Lineage: Eukaryota; Metazoa; Chordata; Lepidosauria; Squamata; Viperidae. The transcript has 4 exons.
AACUUGCCCCCACUUUGAGCUACCUCCAGGACAGCCAUAGAAAAAGAAGUUGGUCUACUCUAUAGGAUGUCCAGUGAAAUUGGAGAAGAUACCCUGGUGAAGGAGUCUGCUUCUUCUGACAGGGAGCUCAUUGAACACAGUGAGAUGGAAGACAUCAACUUGCACACAGUGGAAUCUAUUAGUGAUCUGCACUAUGCCUCUAUCAGAAGUGAAGACACCAAGGCUUCUGAAGGAAACAGCCUGUCACAGGCCACUACUCCAGGACCUCCGCAUACGGCUUCCUUCAAGCAUUUCUCUUUCCCAAAUGAAGAUAACUCAGCCUUUUCCCCAGCCCAGAAUUUCCACCUUCUCCCCGCUUUAACCUGCUGUCCUUGCUUCAGACCUGCUUGUUGCCCCACUGCCUUCUUUGCUCUCCUCGGAGUGCUUGUUGUGACCAGUCUUGGCUUAGCAACACUGGCUGUGUAUCUGAGUGUCUUACAGCGGGAGUCGCUCCGUAAUCUUGCCCAGUGGCUGGAGUCCCAAGAGGAGACCAUCCGGCAAAUGAGAGCUGUGAGCUUACAGCUUUGGAGACAGCUAAAUGCCAGUGAGGUUGAGGUCCAGACCUGACCUGAGCCAGAGAAUCCCAUCCUCUCUUUUGGAGAGGCUCAGCUCCAGAGCUGUGGAAGAGUGGAAGCCAACUCAUUGCUUCGCCAGUUCUAAGUGGAGCACAAUGGCUUGGUUGCUCUGAUCUCUAAACCCAAAAGGAGUCCUAGAGAAGCACUGAAGGGUCUUCCAGCUGUUGCAAUCUGUAGGACAAACACAGAUUGUCCAGGGAGGAAACUGUGAGGCAGAUGCCUGACCAAGAAUCCUAUUAAGCAGGCUUCCAGCAGCAUCACACAUGCUUUGUUUCCCAUUGAUUGUAGUAUUUUAAGAGCUACUAUGAGCACCUUUUUCAAAAUGCACUGCUCAAUUUGAUAUGCAUUUUUUAAAAAAAACGUUGCACAUGGGAGUGUGUUUCAAGAAUUAUAAUAAAAAUACCCUAAGCUUCUUUGAUCUUCAGGUUUUGCUGAAAAGGAGGCUCUAUCUAUAGAAAAGACAUCAUCAGUAUGUAAAGAACAAGAUUUGCGGCAUAGAAUCCAGUUAUUAUCCUGGGUUAAUAAAAGAAA